Molecule: messenger RNA, 6752 nt
Organism: Mytilus californianus (California mussel)
Lineage: Eukaryota; Metazoa; Mollusca; Bivalvia; Mytilida; Mytilidae
Product: probable 4-coumarate--CoA ligase 3
Exons: 12
Coding region: 64-1815 (583 amino acids)
Molecular function (GO): CoA-ligase activity
Source: RefSeq, a predicted model, not a curated record
UAGGAGUCUUUGCAGCAAGGAUAUUUUAACAAAUAUAUAGUUAGAUGAUAGAGAGUUUACAAAAUGGCAGCAAUACAGAGAAGUGUUAGAAUAUUUCCUGCCUCAUGUACUCAUUUAACAAGACAGUUAUUUCCAAAACCACAUCAUAGAAAUAAUUUGUCACAAGCCAGGUCGACAUGUUUACGCUACAGUACAGACCAAAGGAGUGUACCUCCUAUCACUAACAUCAAUGGAGAGACAAUAGUACGGAGUCCAUAUCCAGAUCUCUCAAUACCACAGUGCUCCUUUGCUGAAUAUGUGUUUAGACAACUAGAUAUCUUUUCUGACUUUGCAUUAAUGGUUGAUAAUACAUCAGGCAGACAUUUCAGUGGAAGACAACUAAAGGAAUACUCCAUUAAAGUAGCUAGUGCCUUAACCAAAAUGGGAUUCAAGAAAGGAGAUAGAAUUCUGAUAUUUUGUAGCAAUUGUCCUGAGUAUGCUAUCAUGUUUAUGGCCUGUAGUGCAAUAGGAGUUAUUGUUAGCACAGCUAAUCCUGUAUAUACUAAUGCUGAGUUAGCCAGACAGAUAUCACACUCUGAAUCCAGUGCAAUAGUAACAUUACCCGGUCUGAUGCAGACAGCUGUGCAAGCUGUUAAUUCAUCCAAAGAUAUAGCUGAGCAAGUAAAGUUGAUAAUUAGCAUAGGAAAUUCUGAUGGAGCAAUACCAUUCUCUUUGCUAAUGGAGGAUGAUGGGAAGGCAUUUCCUGAGAACACUGAUAUUAAUUCUAAAGAAGAUAUUUUAGUCCUACCUUAUUCCAGUGGAACCACAGGGCUUCCAAAGGGUGUCAUGUUGUCACAUUAUAAUAUCAUUGCAAACAUUGAACAGCUUAUUAGGGGACCAAUGAGCCACCUUACAGCUGGAAAAGACAGUUUGAUAGGAGUUUUACCUUUCUAUCACAUCUAUGGAAUGGUUGUGGUCCAGUUUGGAUCUAUAUGUUUGGGGACCAAGCUUGUUACUAUACCUAAAUUUGAACCUGAGCCCUUCCUCGGUGCAAUUCAACAAAAUAAGAUAUCCUAUAUGCAUUUAGUACCACCGUUAGCUUUGUUCAUGGCCAAGAGUCCUCUAGUAGAAAAAUUUGAUGUCAGUACGGUACAAAACAUGGUGUUUGGGGCAGCCCCUCUUGGAGCAGGACUGACUCAGGAACUGAUAGAUAGGAUAGGUGCUAAUGUUAUCCAAGCCUAUGGUUUAACAGAGACAAGUCCAGCAUCUCACUAUGAUCGAGAUCCACCUAAAAUAGGAACUGUAGGUCAUUUAGUUCCUAGCACUCUAGGAAAGGUUAUAGAUGUCCAAACUGGUAAGACUUUGGGACCAGGAGAGACUGGGGAGGUUCUCCUAGCAGGACCACAAGUGAUGUUAGGUUACCUGAAAAACCAAUCUGCUACAGAUGACAUGGUUAAAGAUGGAUGGCUACAUAGUGGGGACAUUGGACAUUUUGAUGAAGAAGGAUAUUUUAUGAUAACAGAUAGACUAAAGGAGCUGAUCAAAUAUAAAGGAUUUCAGGUCGCCCCUGCAGAACUAGAAGCGUUAAUUUGUACCCACCCUGCUGUAGCUGAUGUAGCAGUGAUAGGUAUCCAGGCUGGUGAAGAUGUUGGGGAGGUACCCAAGGCCUAUGUUGUACCUAAACCUGGGAUAACAUUGACUGAGGAGGAUAUUACCAACUUUGUAGAUGCAAAUGUGGCACCAUACAAGAAGUUAAGAGGCGGUGUUAAGCUUAUUGAUAGUAUACCAAAAACUGCCAGUGGUAAAAUUCUCAGGAGGGAAGUAAAAAAUAUGUGAUAGCACAGAAGAUACAGAUGGUUGUUAAAAAAAAAUAUAAUUUCACAGAGAAUAUGAACUAUGCAAGAUUUAUAUGGUUUUAAGAUUAUUACCAAAUUUGGAUGAAUUUCUUCUAUUUUUCAAUAGAAGUGUUUGUGCAAACUGAGCCAAAUGAAAAUUAUGUUAUAUCUUUUUAAGAUAUAUUUCUUCUGGGAUUUAAAAACAUUUUUUUUUAGUUGGUAUAAAUUAAAGAAUUUUAAUUGUAGAAGAAAAAGCAUCAAUAUUUUGGAUUAGAAUAAAAAGGCCAGUAGAUAUUAUUAUGCUAAAGUAAUUAUGUUGAUUCACAGUAAUCUAAACAAUUGAUAUCAUUAUAUAAACUCCAUCCCUAACAGAUGCUUGAUUAACCUUUUUCGCCAAAAAAUAGAUUGUUUAAGCAAUUUUCAGAGAAAUUAAACAGAAUUAAAUAUAAGUCUUAAAUCUUUAAGGUUCAUUAUUGACAGUUUCCAUAACAAUUUUUCACAGUAUAUAUGAAAGGAGAGUUUUUACAAAAUGUGAAACACAUUUUUUUUAAUGCUGGUCAUCUGUUUUUAAACCACAAUUUUACAUGUGGAAUUGCACUAACAAAAUUUACUUUUUAUUGCUAAAAAAACUUAAGCUUUUGAUAUUGUGUUUUUUUUUUUGCCAUAUUCAGGAAAUUUCAAAACCCUUGUGGCAAAUAUCAGAAUAGAUACGACCCACUCUUUGUAUGCUUCAUACAUGCAUGUAUUCAUAGGUUCAAAAUUAUCAUUUUUCUUUAUUUUCAUAUUUAAGGCCAGUGCUAUUUUGAAAUAAAAAACAAAAAGAAUAAAACACUGGUGUGAAAAGACAUAUGAAAAUUUGUCAGUUGAAAGACAACACAAAAUACAGUUUUGCUAUCCAUUCAAGUGUUAAUAUCAUACAAAAGAAAGUUGUUACUUCAUGAAAUCCAAGCACUAUUUCAAAAAUAGAAAAAACUAAGUACACGGGUGAAUAUUGUGUUUGAAAUAGAUUAGAUUUUUUACUGUGAUUAUUUAUGUCUAUUUUUUUGUAUCUUAUUCUGUAAGAUGUAGACAUUUUCAUUUACAGCAGUAUUCAGAUAAUUUUUGUUGCUUUCCCAUGAGGGUAGUGUCGAAGGAAACACUUAUAAUUUUGCAAUGAUUUUUUAUACAUUUCUGAAUAAGCAUCAACACAUUUCAUUCUCAUGCAAGUCAUGAUUCUGUGUUUGGACAGUAAAGUAAGGAAAACAAUUUUGACAAUCUGAGGAGACUGUUUAAAUAGUAUUAUCACUUGGAUGGUUUUAUUUACCUUAGAAUCUGUUUAUUUGUAAGUUAGUAAGGAGUUUACAAGGAAAUCUUUAUUUUCUCACUUUGUUAAAGUUUUAAUUAGAUAGGAAAUUUACCAAACCGCUGUGGAAGAGCUACAGCUAUUCAUAUAUGUUAGGAUUGCAAAAAAAAAAGCUUUUUUACAGCCCUAUUAAUUCAAUGUUUAGACAGUGGAUUUGUAAACCUAUGAUUGCUAUUAAAGAAAAUGUAGGAUAUACUUCAAUGAGAUAGCAACCUUAUGACACAAAAACCAGAAGACAUCUAGAGGUCAAUAUAUGGUUUAUUUGUUUUCUUUUCUCACCUACAUUUAAUAAAUGAAUGACCUAUGAUACCUAUCCUAAACAAAUAUGGUAUUUAUAUGUUAUCUAAGGUUUUGAAAAUGAGAGGGAGUUUCUAGGUUACAAUCUCAUCAAAGGACAUCAUCAUGUUCCAACUCUUCCUGACCUAGAAAUACCAUUCCCAGUCGUGAAGUCAUUCCCAGUCGUGAAGUCAUUCCCAGUCGUGAAGUUUGAUAUGGAAAAUUAUCAAACAAAAAGAUCAAAGCAAAAUUAAAGAAAAUAGUGAUAAAAUGUAUUAUCAAUUGAAAAGUUUAAAAAUUAAGCAAGCUGCUAUUUAUUUUGUUUUUUUUUAUAAUGAAUUUUAAGAGAGGAUGUAACCCUUUCAUUUCAAGUUACAGUUGUCCUCUGAUGUUUGUAUUUAAUUUGAACUAUGAAAAGAUGAUUUAUUAAUUUUUUGUUUGAAUCAAUGUACAUAUUUUCAAUGUCCUGAUUUACAGAAUUAAAUGGCACGGUUUCAAUUAAUAAAAAAGGCUAAUAUUCAACAAAUAGCUGUACAUUGUAAUUUGAAUUGCAAAAUGAUAUUGUGUAUUUUUAUAUUACAUAUGCCUUAAAUUGAUAAAUAUAUUUGUUAACAACUGGUUUCAACAAAAAAACGUAGAAUUUCAAAACCAGCCUUGUCAUCCCCAUAAUACCUCUUUUAAUGAGGUUAAUAUUUGGUGAAAUUGACUUUUGAAAAACUGAUAUUCACUGAAACCAAAGGUUGUUUUUGUAGUAUUGUUGAGCUUUUUUUAUAUCCUUUUAGGGUGUUAAUCAGUAUUUUUAUAUUCUAAUGUCCUGAUAGUACAAUUUCAUUUUUGAAUGCUAUCCAAAAGUAAUUAAUAUUUACAAGGUUGUUUGCCUAUCCUAACUUUCAUGCCUCUGUCACAAAACCUGUCCAGCUAAUCAAUUUUACUUUUUUGAUUGAUUUUAAUAAUACAUGGUAUGACUGCUUUCCAUUGAUUUAAAUGAUUUCACUUGAAUGAGGAUUGAAUGUUUACCAUUAAUCAUGGGUUGAAACUUAGUCAAUUGGUGAUCUUCCCAUAACAUAAUUUACACUGCAUGUUAAAAUAUCUUGUGAAUUUUUAAUAAUUUUACAAUAUUUAUUAUCUUUACCGUUUACUUAUCAGACUGCACCCAUAUUUAACAGAUGGGCAGGGUGAUGAUUUAGAUGUGAAGAAAAAGGAAAUGUUAAAUAUAUGUCAGCAAGACAACAACCAAACAAUAUACAUUUAUUAAAACAAGAGAAGAUGUGUGUUAUGAAAGUUCAUAUACUCAUAACACAGUUAGUUUCAUAGUGUGACUUUUCACAACUCUGAAUGUUUUAUGCAGUCUUUUAUGUUGUGGAUAUUGUCUCAAAAGUCUGAAAUUAAAAUUCAAUUGAGAUUGAAGGAAAGAAUUUGCUUCAAAAUAAUGCUCUUCCCCAUUUCAGUAUUUAAUGGAUAUACAUUUUGUUAGACUAUUUUUUGUUGCAUAUAGUUUACAGUUAAAUAAAAUUAUGUAUUUUAUCAUGAAACUUUAAAUAAGUAUUUUAUUAUGAUACAUUUAUACAUUGAUAUGUUUUUUUCUUUUCAAAAUAUAACCAGUAAUAUAUUUAGUUACACUAGGUUGAUUAAAUUAUAUCAAUGGCAUAGCAUCUGAGAAAAAAGGUUGAGGUUAAAAAAAAUAGCAUGUUUUUUUUCAUUUAUUUAAGGAUCGUGAAUACUUAAUUUUGUAUAAUCUGACUUUGACCUUUUCAUGGUUCAUUGGUCAAUGUUAUUUUUUGGUGGUUAGGUCUGUUUCUCAUAUACUAUAAGCAAUAUGUCAAUAGACCACUUUCGAGUUUGUCCUUCACCGGAAAAAACUCAUCAAUUAUGCGCGCCUUUAUGACGUCAUUUACCAGAUAGAGGGGAUCACCUGUAUCCCUGCACUAUUAACGUUCAUCAUGAUCGUGAUCGUCAUUGUGCAGGAUAAACUAGAAAUAAUUGUUGUUAAGUAGGUACUUAAUCGCAAUGCCCUAAUGACAGCAGUUCUGAUUGUCAAUUAUGAGAAUUCAAUUUGCCGAAUAUUUCGUACAAUAUAGCAUUAUAAUUUUCCAACCACUCGCUCAACAUUGGAACGGAAGUGACGACGCCCCUAAACGCACGAAUGAUGUUCACUAAAACCAAAGUUUUUGACGGAAAUGCAUCGAACUCAAAAGUUGUCUAUUAUAUUUAGUAUAUUAAUGUGUAUUAAACAAUUGUAAGUUGAACAUGUCCAUCUGGGAACUUCAUUUAACCUUGACCUCAUUUUCAUGGUUCUUAGGUCAAUAUUAAGAUUUUGUGAUUACAUCUGUUUCUCAGAUACUAUAGGUCAACUAACUAUAUUUGGCGAAUGGAAAGAUUAUUAGGUGGACAUGUCUGUCUGGUAUGGAUUUUUUUUUACUGUGACCUCAUUUUCAUGGAUAAUUGAUAAUGUUAAGUUUAUAUGAUAUUUGUAGUAAAACCAAUUAUUUUUAAAGACUUUCAAUAUAAAUUCAAUCCUGAUCAGUAAAGCAGGCGAGACAAUUUAGCAUGUGCACACUUUUUAUACAGGAAAUAUGAAAUCCAAAAGAAAAUAUUUUUUCAAAAGAAAAUACAUGUUUAGCCUCAGGUGUUUUAUAUAUAUAGUUGCUCAAAUUUUUUUUUUUUUCUUUUGUCCAUUGCAAGUGCCUUAAUUGAAAUCAAAGACUUUUUGUAUUGGAAAAAGUUAAGGUUUCUAAUAUUUUAGUUUACAAUUUUUAUUUUGUCAACAAAGUUAGCUCCUUUUUUUUUUCCAAUCCAGAUCUUUGAAAUUUCACAGAAAGUUUUCAAUCCCUCAAUAUACGGUUGUGUGCCUUCCAUCAUAUACAUGAUAAAGAACUGUUUAAAGAUUUUUCCCCAUUUUUAAAAUUUAUAUUUCCGUAUAUUUAAAUGUUCAUCAGUGUAGACAAUUCUCCAUUGUUAAAGAAACAUUCUGUGCAACCCAGCCAUAUGAGUAUUUGAUUCAUUUUUAGAACCAUCAAAAUGCAAAUACAGACAAAUAUGGAUGUUUCAUGUGAAUAAAAGGAGAUGUAGAUUAAAUGAAACUGAAACCAACAGUUCAAACCUAAAACAAAUCUGCAAAGGGGUGAAUGCAAUUGAAGAUCAUUAAAUCUUUGCAUUUCUUAUAGUUACCAAAGCUAAAUGUCACUGCUUAGAAUGUGAAAUAUACAAUCACAAAGUAUCAGCAUUUUUUAUAAUGAUUGUUAUUGUUACAUAAUGUACAUGAUUAUUAUUGUUAUCUAUACAGUAUAUCCAACUUUAUCAAUAAAUAUAAUGAUAGGAAA